AGAGAGCCAACGAUGGAGGAGGAGAUGCAGCAGGCAGAGGAGACAACCUGCAUACCCAACAUUUGCAAGCAGAGAAGCCCCUACAGCGCUCUCAAGACAUUCCCCAACAAGAGGCCAGUUGGCAAGAGGUAUGACAGACCGACCAUGGUGGAGAUCCCGCAGCUGGGUGCCGGGGGAGGAGGACAUCACCAUCAUCACCACCACCAGCUUCAACAACAACAGCAGCACUUUCAACAUCACCAGCCCUCCAUCAUCAGCAGCAGCGAACAGCUCCAUCAGCAGCAGCCUUUCCCCUACGAGAACGGGCCCAGCAGCAGAUCGGCAACAUCCACCUCAUCUUCAGCAGCAUCCCUCAGCAAUCAGCAAAGGAUCACCGCCCCAGCGGGUCAUCUAACCUCCAAGUACACUACCAACCUUGGACAAGAGACCGCCGACUCAAACCUGGGGCUCAGUGCAGAGAAUCGCAUGAUUUUAGAUGCCUUUGCCCAGCAGUGCAGUCGAGUGCUAAGUCUCCUCAAUAACAAUGGAAAGUUCCUGGACCCCAAACCCACCCAGUCAGUAAUGUCCCACAUAAAACAAGAAACGUGUUACGGGGAAAGGUCAGGUGAGUGUCAGCUGGCAAAAGGAGCUCAAGGGGAACCUCAGACUUCAGACAGUCCGGACAUGGAGCUGCAGUACGCACAGAAGAAGCACCAGACCUCCUCCUUCCUCCGCGUCUUCACCGAAUCUCUCCAGAGCUACCUGAUCGCUGGGAGCAGGCCCUCUCAGAGUACCUCAGCUUUAAAUGACUACUGUCACCACGGCAACGACUUGGUUCCCUUAUCCACCUCCCCGGCCCAUACUCUGGGAGGGUGGACAUCACCAGCCACCUCGGAGUCUCACGGCCACCCGUCUUCCACGCUCCCAGAGGAAGAGGAGGAGGAGGAGGAGGAGGAAGGGUGUUGUCCCAGGUGUCUGGAGCUGGAACAAGAGGUCCUGUCACUUCAGCAAGAAAACGAGUACCUCAGAAGAAAACUGGACAGUGUGCCAGCACCCUGUCAGAAUGUCCUUGACUAUUUCAAAAGAGUGCUUCAGCAGCACAACCAGUUUGUGCAGCCGCAACCAGAGGAGCAGCUUACAGAGGGAAGUAAGCAGUUGCUAGGCAACUAUCCUGUUUACAUCACCAACAAGCAGUGGGAUGAGGCAGUGAACUCUUCCAAAAAAGAUGGCCGCAGGCUGCUGCGCUACCUGAUCCGGUUUGUGUUCACCACAGACGAACUGAAGUAUUCCUGCGGACUUGGAAAGAGGAAGAGAUCUGUUCAGAUAGGAGAGUCAGGCCCAGAAAGACGGCCACUUAACCCAGUUAAAGUUACCUGCCUCAGAGAGUUUAUUAGAAUGCACUGUGCCUCCAAUCCAGACUGGUGGAUGCCUUCAGAAGAACAGAUCAACAAGGUGUUCAGCGACGCCGUCGGGCACGCUCGGCAGGGCCGGGCAGUGGGGACUUUCCUCAGCAGCAGCAGCGGCGGCAGCAGCAGCAUGUACUACGAGAGCUUCGAGAGCCACCUGUCACAAGACGACAUGUUCCUAAAGGAAUCCCAAGAUGGGUCUGGGGACUGAAAGGGGAGGAAGAUUCUGCAGCAGUUCAGUAUCACGAUUCAUCUCUCCUUUAACAAACUGAAACAGUCACAAAAUGAUUUGGACAUUCAGUGGCACAAGGCACUGUGCAUUUCUUGGAAGAAUAUGCCCACUGAUUAACUUGCCUACUGGUGCUUCAUUAGAAGCUUGUGUCUCAUAUUUUUUUUUGUUUGUUUAAUCCGCAACCCUGCCUGUUUUUAGAGCUUUUGUGACUGGCCAUUGGUUUUGAAAUAGAAGCUAGGGGUUCCCCAGCUGCUUUCAAAGCACUGCAAGUUCAGUCCCUCAUUUCGCACUGCCUUGUGGCUCCCCUAGCUUGUGUAGGAAACAAAGGGUUGAGUCAAUUCAAACACAAAACCGUAGAAGGGCUGCUAGCAUUCUUGAGGUGAAAAGCUUUUUUUUUCUGUCUGCUCUCAAUAAUGUGGAAGCAUGUGGAGAGGUAUGUCUAAAUUGGAAACCGCAGAGUAGUGUGUGUAAGCUUUCUCCACCAUUUAGAGCUAGAUGAAAUCCCUUCCUUUCCUCAAUAUUAUUCAUGGUGCAAUUUAUCAGACUGUGUGUAUGUAUGUGAGAUGUAGAAAACCAGGUGCAGAAUUCAAUGAGCUGAACCUUUUCUACCAUCCCUGGUAGGCCUUUUUCCAGAUUCAGUGGCCUACACAUUGGUAAAUUAAUUGUACCUGAAAAUGUCAACAAUCUUAGCCAAUUGCAUACCUGGAAUAAUAACAGCUUCUGAUCAAAUUGCAGAUUGCUCUUUCCACAUGUACAUUUGCUCCAUGACGAAUUUAAAUCGUACCAACAUAAAUCUGUGAAAAACAAACUGUAAGCCCUUUUUUUAAAUUAUUCAAGACCUAAUCUAACGUCGUUCUUUCCUUUUUCCAAAGAGGCUAGUGUGUUCAUGCCCAAAUACCUUUGUGACUUGCCAAUAAUUCUAUCCUAAAAUGUUGUCUUCUUUUUUUGCCGCAAUGACCGUUUUGAUGGUUUACUUAUUACUGAUCUACUGUAACAGCUAUUAUCAGCUAAUAGGUUUGUGUUGUAAGUUUUAAACAAUAUGCGUUCCACCCAAUGAUAUAGGGGUCAAAACCACAGAUGACCAAAUAGUUCUGUACGUAACGUAAGUGUUGCAACCACAAUGCAGAAAGUGUCAAUACUUAAUAAGCUUUCAUUUCAUCCUUUUUUAUUUUUUACAUAACCAUUACAAUUAUUUUCCCAUUUUACAUGUACUGCCUUAUUGCUUAGUUUUUAUGUAUUAAUAUAUUUGCACUUGACUUUUUACAUGCCGGUAUUGUCUGAUUUAUGUUGGGGAUACACACUUUGGUGAAGAAUCCCAAGCAGCACAUUGUGUGCUGCUGUUUUGUAUUAGGAGGGAGGAUUAUGACCUGCUUGAACUAGUCACCGCUAGGUGAAUUCUCUCCUCUCGAUUUGGAGGGGGGGGGUCAUCCUGAAAGAGGAAAUUAUCAAAGAAGCACUUUAUAGUAAAAGUACAACAGCAUCUUGUUUUCUGUCCUUGAAUUUGAUCCAAAGGACCGAAAGCCUUCCAAUACAAACUACUUAAGGUUCAGUAGUGCUACUGUCCACAGGGGUACAUUAUAGCUAUAUCGUCGACACGACAAUCUUCAGUUUGAAACUUACAUUUGAAAUGAUGUAUUCAGUUAUUACAUGACACAACUGCCUGUUUUUACAAGUACUAUAAAACUAAUUUCAAAAGCCAGGUGACAUUUUUAUUGAGUGCCAAAUGCAGGAAUAAAGGAAAUUAGUGCGUUCAUCAUCAAAAUAAAAUAAAAUAAAAUAGAAAAAUCAUGGGAGAUGCAAAUUAUGUUGAAAGGAAUGGAAAGUGAACUGUGUGGGUGUCUGUUUUGCUGUACGUAAUGCAGCUCAUUGAAAUGCACGUUAAGCUUGUAUUGGUGCUUUAAAAAUCUAGAAUGUCUUCAUUGUGGGAAAAGUCAGAGGAAUCUUUUUCCCUUUUGAUGGUGAUGGGAAACAUCAAACAAGUAUACUAGUAUUUGACAGCGUAAGAGUUAGUUAGGCAGUUUAACAAAGCAGCCUGCCCAUACCCAAGCAGUUAAAUCUGGUGGGGCUCCUUGUAAUGCACACUGUCCAUUCCAUGUGGAAAAUCAGCAGAAAUAUACAUUGGAUAAAAAAAAAAUAAUAAUAAUUAUAAUUCCCCUGUGAAUAUAUACUUAAGCUCAGGUGGUAUGUAAAAACCACUGAUGCUAAAAAAUAUGCCUUCUAAUUGUUGUACAACAAAAGGCAAAUUAAUUUAUAGCACAUACUAGAUGCACUGUGUUAUAUAUCUUCAAAUAUAACUUUAUUUAAGUUAGUCUGCAGUACUUUCUAAAUUAAGCCACAUCAGAUUCUACUUGAAAGAAGGGCCAUAGCCACCUACUGCAAAUUGUGCCACUGGUUGCUAAGAAUGUCAAACAUUAGGAGAAAGAACUGCAUUACACAGUACCUGCCUAAUCCUGUAUCCCUUCAUUUCCUAACAAAGCAGCUGCUUCCACUAAGAACUGACAUGCUUUGAGACCAUUCGCUCUUACCCUUAGAAUCAAGAUUUGGCAGACAUUAAAUGAACAGGUAGACAGUAAACCAGAAAGAAACUUGUCAACAGUAAAAGCUUCCUUUAAAAUUGUUUGGUGCAGAAUCAUGAUUGAUAAAAUUAUUUUAUAAGCUUUUUACAUAUCCAAACGCUACGUUAAGUUAACGUCAGCACACAUCGGUAAGAUUCAAAGGGCUUGCUUAUAUUAAAACUAGACAUCUCAAGAUUUCUUCCAGACUGCUCAAAACUCGUGUUUCUCUUAAGGUUUAGACUAUAUUUUACUUUUAAUUCUUUAUUUGUCACACAUGCAUUAUAUUCGUUAUAAUAUGCCACUUUUUAUUUCUCAUAUCAUUCAAAAACACAUCUCAAACUAUUUGAAAUGCCUUUGGAAAAUAAUUGUCUUUGUCUGUUUAUUGCAAAGGUGACUUGCCUUUGACAUUAUGGUAAUUUGAAAAAAGAAAAGAAAACUAGGCUUCUUAACAGAAAUGUCUUCAUGUAUGUAUUGAUGCUUACCAGGUAGAAUGAAUAUAGUGAAUAUGUAAUGAAUUGUCUAACUUAAUUUAUGUAUUUUAUAUUCAAGUGACUGUUCAUGCAAACACUGUGAAGCAAAUAGUAAUCUUAUCUAUUUUUUUUAUUGUCAAGUUAUUUUGUACACAAUCUUUUUUUUGCUGGUGCCUGUUCUAUCAAAAGUUAUCAUUACACAAAUUGUAUGUCUUAUUGAACUGAAGGAUUCCUUACAUUGUAAGAACUGUUGAUUUUCAAUGAAGACCAUAUUAAAAAUGCUUUAAAUCCUAUUCACAAAGGUUUUUGUUUCUCUAUAAAUGUAAAAUUGUGGGAUGUAAACGAGGUUCGUUUAGCAGAAAUCCAAAAUUGUCCAACUCUGAACAGCUAGCAAUGGUUACAUGGAAAAUACCUUACCCAGAGUUUUCUUUGUGUUAAAUAUUGCACCCACCAAUAUGUUUUUAAGCACAAAGGGAUAUAUUCAAUUGAUCAUUGAUGCCCCUUCAAUCACUUGGCAAGACACUCUCUGCCGAUUUACAUAUUUUUACUGACAGAACUACAGUACGGAGAAAAAUGCACUGUAGAUGUCAUCUUUUUAGUGGCCAUGACUUAGUUUCUGAUAUAGUAAGAAAACUUGUUAAAUUUGCAGACGACACAAAUAGGAGUGUCAAGCACUGUUGCAGCAGCAAAGGUCA
Polyodon spathula (Mississippi paddlefish) is the source of this 5337-nucleotide messenger RNA. Its product is annotated as BEN domain-containing protein 4. NCBI's taxonomy places the organism in Eukaryota, Metazoa, Chordata, Actinopteri, Acipenseriformes, Polyodontidae. Gene Ontology annotation, molecular function: DNA binding. The record is from RefSeq and is a predicted model, not a curated record. The transcript has 5 exons. Bases 13 to 1596 code for a protein of 527 amino acids.